Messenger RNA from Tripterygium wilfordii, 948 nucleotides. Its product is annotated as perakine reductase-like. Bases 1 to 948 code for a protein of 315 amino acids. Lineage: Eukaryota; Viridiplantae; Streptophyta; Magnoliopsida; Celastrales; Celastraceae. The record is from RefSeq and is a predicted model, not a curated record. The transcript is spliced from 6 exons. Gene Ontology annotation, cellular component: cytoplasm.
AUGUAUAUAGAAAGGAAGAACAUAAUUAGGAAUACGAACAAUGCAAUUAAAGAGGUGAACAAUGUAGUUAAAACUAACAAAAUUGUAAUUACAGCUGAUAGCAGUGUAACUGGAAACAAGUAUAGUGCUGGUGUAUCACUAGAGCACUUUCCUCGAGAAGAGGUCCAAUUGGCCACAAAAUUUGGAAUAAUAAGACUCGAAUCUGGUGAAAUGGGGGUAAAAGGAACUCUUGAGCAUUUCUGUUCAUGUUGUCUAGCUAGCCUUCAGCGGGUAGAUGUGGAAUAUAUCGAUCUCUACUAUGCACAUCGAAUUGACACAUCUACUCCCCUAGAGGACACUGUAAAUGGGGAACUGAAGAAGUUGGUGGAAGAAGGAAAAAUAAAGUAUAUCGGGCUAUCUGAAGCUAGUCCAGGCACAAUAAGAAGAGCACCUGCUGUUCACCCCAUCACUGCUCUACAGAUGGAAUAUUCCCUAUGGACUCCUGAUAUCGAAGAUGAAAUUAUCCCUCUGUGCAGGGAACUUGGAAUUGAAAUUGUCCCAUACAGUCCUCUAGGACGUGGAAUUUUUGGUGGGAAAGCAGUCGUAGUAAGUUUGCCAGCAAAUACUUAUCUGGAAUCACAUCCACGGUUUCUAGGAGAGAACUUUGAAAAAAACAAGAUAUUGUAUAAUCGUGUGAAGGUGGUGACUGAAAAGCAUGACUGCUCCCCUGCACAACUUGCACUUGCUUGGGUUCUUCAUCAAGGGGACGAUGUAAGGACAACAAAAGUUAAAAAUUUUGAUCAUAAUAUUGGUUCCUUAAACGUGAGGCUGACAAAAGAAGAUUUGAAUGAAAUCAGUGAUGCUAUACCGAUCGAUGAGGUGGCAGGGCUAAGACAACCUGAGCAACUUUGUCACCACUCAUGGAAGUUUGCUGACAUGCCAACAAAACACAACGAGACAGCAACUUAA